CCCACCAACUUCACCAUCCACCACCACCACACCCUCCUGCUCGACUCAUCCACAACGCACGCCCGAUGCUGCUGCGUUCAAGGGCACCACAUCACCAUGGCUGAGAAGAAUGACCUGGCUCUGGAGGAGGAGCUGGAUGAAGACAUGCUCACCAACAUCCUCAAGGAGCGCUACCAACAGCGCAUCAUCUACACAUACGUGGGGGACAUCUUGAUCGCAGUGAACCCAUACGAGGAUCUCAGCCUGUACACCGCGGAGCAGACUGCCACGUACUGCAACGUCGCCAACAAGGCCGACCACCCUCCACACAUCUUCGCCAUUGCAGACAACGCCUUUGGCGAGAUGAUGAGAAACCACCAACGCCAGGUUGCUGUCAUCUCUGGGGAGAGUGGUGCGGGAAAGACCGAGAGCACAAAGCUGUUUAUCCGCCACGUGAUGGACGUGAGUGCGCGUGGCAUCCUCAACACCGCCACACCGGCGACGCGCACGCGCCACCCGCUGGAGGAGAAGAUCAUCCAGCUCAACCCGAUCCUGGAGUCCUUUGGCAAUGCACAGACAGUCAUGAACGACAAUUCCUCGCGCUUCGGCAAAUUCGUCGAGCUCAAGUUCAACGAGAGUGGUGUUGUGCAGGGCGCCUCUCUUUCCCACUACCUCCUCGAAAAGGCCAGGGUGGUCAAGCAGGGCCCCGGCGAGCGUAAUUUCCACAUUUUUGAGCAGCUGCUGUCCGGUUUAUCUCAGGACGAGCGGGCCGAGUACGGCCUUGCAUCCCAGACGGAGUACAGCUACCUUUCGUCGCGCGUGAACGACACGGAGCAGCUGACAAACGAGUUCAGCGAGAUUGCGAGUGCGCUGAACAAAGUUGGAUUCACGUCGCAGGAAAUUGGCGACAUCCACCGCGUGCUGGCGUCCAUCCUGCUGUUUGGAAACCUCGAGUUUGACGACGCAGAGAGCGACGGCGCCGUCGUCACAAACGAGGAGGUGAUUGAAGCGAUUGCACGCAACCUUGGGGUCGAGCGAAAGGUGUUGGAGAAAGGAUUCAUGACAUCGAAGAUCAAAGUCAUGGGCGACAUCAUUGUCCGCCCGCUCAACCCAAGCAAGUGCCAGCACUCGAAGAACGCCGUGGCCAAGGCCCUGUACGACCGCCUGUUCACGUGGACGGUGACACGUCUGGAUAUGAUGCUCUGCCCGACAGAGGCAACGACAGCCGUCCAUUCCAUUGGCAUUCUCGACAUCUUCGGCUUUGAAAACUUCACAUUCAACGGGUUUGAUCAGCUGUGUAUCAACUUGGCCAACGAGUCACUCCAUCACUUCUUCAACCAGCACAUCUUUGCUGCGGAGAUGAAGGCGUACGAGGACGAGGAGAUUGACGGGAUGUCGGUGAUGUUCAGCGAUAACGUGCACGUGCUCAACCUCUUCUACGAAAACCCGGGCGUCCUUCACAUUCUGGACGAGCAGACCAAGUUUGCCCAAGGGAAUGCGAGCGCACUUGUGAAGACGCUGAAAGAGCAGCUGGCGGACCACGCACUGUUUGAGGUGAAACAGGGCGACCUAAGCUUUGAGAUCAAGCACUACGCAGGCCCAAUCGCAUACGAAAUCGACGGGCUCAUCGAGAAGAACAAGGACCCUCUUCCAGAGGCGAUGGCCAGUUCGAUGAGCACGAGCACAAACGCACUCGUAUCGCUGCUGUUCCAUCACAAUCUCGUCAGCGCAACGCGGAAAGGCGCCGCACGCACACGCGCACGCGAACUCACGCGUGAACUCUCCCGCCAAACGACACGCAGGAUCACGCGCGCUGCGACAGUCAAGCACAAGUCUGUGAAGAAGCAAGCCGCCGACCUUGGAUUUGAAAACCCAGACACGAACAAGGGUCUUCUUGGCCGCAUCGCCCGCACUUUCAAGCGCCCAAACGUGGAGACGGUGAGCUCGCAGUUCAAGCAGUCCCUGGAUGCGCUCAUGUACAAGAUGAGCCUCUGCUCGCCCCACUUUGUGCGCUGCAUCAAGCCGAACCCAAACAAGAUGCCGCGGCAGUACGAGGAUGCGCUUGUGCUGAAGCAGAUGCAGUACACGGGAAUGCUGCAGACCAUCAAGAUGCGACGCGAGGGAUUCUCCGUCCGCAUGUCCUUCGAGGAGCUCAUCUCAAGCUACCAAGGGAUUGUGUUCAAGUUCAGCGACAAGAUGAAGUACACCAAAGGCGUCGCAGAGGAGCUGCUCAUCAAGUGCGCCGAAAAGCAGGAGGCAAACAGACAAGACCAGAAACUGACCUCCAGCCUGUCUGGAUGGCUGAUUGCAAAGACGAAGGUGUUUCUGAAGUACUGGCACCCGGAUGUGUUGGAUGCGCUGUUGCUCGACUCCAAGAUUGCCGCUGUUCGUAUCCAGUCCUGGGUCCGCCGCUUUCUCGCGCAGAAACGCUUCCGGCCGAGGCUGCAAGCGUACCGCGACCAGCUUGCGAUGGCCGUCAGUUUCCUGCACGACAUGAAGAGCCGUGGACACCAGACGUUUCUGGCACUCGAGACGCUGGUUGAGGAAGAGGAGCGACGCGGGCCCGAAGAUCUGGGCAUCGCAACACCCGUGGACAAGAAGAAGGAGAACAAGGAAAAACGAAAGAUGUUGAAAGAAGCGCACAAGGACGUGGACAUGCGGAAACUGCGGAAAACGCACGCGAAGGAGCAGAAGGAUGUCCUCAGGUGGUGGAAGAAAUACGAAAAGCCGCGGCGCGCGCAUCUUGACGCGCACGGACGUGUGCACACGUGGUUCCACGGCCUCAUGUCGCGUGGUGAAGCGGAGGAGUUUCUGUUUGAGGAGCCAGAUGGCACAUUUCUCAUUCGCGUGUCGGAGACGAGCAGGAAUUAUGCAAUUUCCGUCAAAGUCAACGGCCGCUGCAAACACUACCGCAUCAACACGGGCGUGGGCUAUCAAGUUCUGGGCAGCGACGAGGAUUUCGGGACAUUGGAGGACUUGGUGGACUUUUACGGCGAGGAACCGCUGAGUCCUGCGAAUGAUCGGCUUCAACGUCCACUCGACGCACUGCACGACCUCAGACUUGGCUUUGGAAACGCCAACAUGGCCAACCCGGUGUUCCCCACCGGUGGCCGCUCGAUGAAGUUGGACGGCAAUGCACGCGCGUCCACAUCACAGCGGUUGCGCCGUGAGGACUACCUUCGUAAUCCAAAACAGCCACCAUCAUGGCUGCGUGGUAAACUCUCCCGGAGCGAGGCGGAGUCUGAACUGAAGAAGCGUGGGCUGGCGAGCGGGCGAUUCCUGGUGCGGGAGCGCGAAGUUGGGGUCGACAGUGUCACGUUCGUCGUCUCAUACACGCACGACCGCCGCUUCUUCCAUCAUCUUCUCGUGCGAGACAUCGACGAGGACUGGACACUCAACGACCGGCCGCUCCGUGUACGGUAUCUGGAUGACGUGAUUGCCAAGUUCCAGGGGCGCAAGUACCCUGGCCUGGCCACGCGCCUCGAAAGCGACGCACCAGAACCUGUCAAGCGCGCCUAGCACGCCCGGUCACGUGGGCGUGGUGACAUUGUUACAGUGCUUACGGUACCGUUUUGUGCCGCUGUGUUGUGUGUCGUGGCAAGCGACUACUGUUGCGACGUGCGUGUGACGCCUGCAUGCUUACGCGCUGACCUGGCUGUUGCUUGGCCCUGUUACAUUCUCGCACGCCCCUCUUUUAUCCCUUCUGUACUUACAUCCAUGACUCUGUGGACGUGCCUUUGCGACCUGUCUUUCGUACUACGUUAGCAUUGCUUUUUCGUGAUGGUAUUGACAUGAAUGCAUGAUGACUGUAUUUGGAAUUAUCUGCUCUGCUUUGUUUUGUGUGUGUGUGUGUGGUGUCUUUGCGCGCCGAUUCAACACAGAGCGUAGCUGGUGGUGCUGGCGAUGUCUUUCGUGUGUAUAGUCUUCAUGGUUGACAGUGAACAUUUGAUGAACAGG
Salpingoeca rosetta is the source of this 3936-nucleotide messenger RNA. Its product is annotated as myosin. Gene Ontology annotation, cellular component: myosin complex. Gene Ontology annotation, molecular function: ATP binding; cytoskeletal motor activity; protein binding. Lineage: Eukaryota; Choanoflagellata; Craspedida; Salpingoecidae. The transcript is spliced from 26 exons. Bases 97 to 3498 code for a protein of 1133 amino acids. The record is from RefSeq and is a predicted model, not a curated record.